AUGCAUAGGGAAGUCCAGGACCUUCUCUCUUUCAUUGAACCGUUUUCUUGCGGAGCUAUCUCUUCACCGGAUACUAUUCGAUGGCCUUUACAUUCAUCAGGAAUUUUCUCAGUCAAAUCUUUCUACUCUGUUCUGAAUUCUGGAGGGUGCAAAUCAAGGUAUUUUAAUUUCAUUUGGAAAUCUCCUAUCCCUCUGAAAGUUAAAGUCUUCUUCUGGCUUGUCAGCAAUCAAAAACUAAACACCAUGGCCAACCUAGUCUCCAAGGGAUGGAACGGUGACCCUAGAUGUCCAUUUUGCAAUUUAGAAGUGGAGAGUCAGGAUCACUUAUUCAUCUCAUGUUCUUUUGCAUCCUCUAUCUGGUCCAUUCUCUUCCCUAAUAUCAGUGCCGGCUCUUGGCCUCUUUCCAUGAAGGACUUAAUCCUCCUCAAUGACUCCUCGGUUUUCAAUAGAGACAUAACAAGUAUUUGCAGAAUAGUGCUUCCAUGUUGUUAUUGGUGGAUUUGGAACAGCCGUAACUUCCUCAUAUUUAGAGAUAUACAGUAUAACUCGAACCUUAUUGCAGCUAAUAUUGUUAGAUAUACUCUCUUGUGGGCAGGUGCUCAGGAAGAUAGGUUGGCUAAAAGGAUUCGUAGGGCAACUAUCAAGCUGCAGUUUGAAGAUAUAGCAAAGAAGAAACCGGCAGCUGAAGUGGGAGACAAUUUUUCAGCAGACUAG
Asparagus officinalis (garden asparagus) is the source of this 714-nucleotide messenger RNA. RefSeq lists its product as uncharacterized. Bases 1 to 714 code for a protein of 237 amino acids. The transcript has a single exon. The record is from RefSeq and is a predicted model, not a curated record. Lineage: Eukaryota; Viridiplantae; Streptophyta; Magnoliopsida; Asparagales; Asparagaceae.